AUGACUACAAAUUUGAUUCCUAGACUUAAUCUUGAAUUUGAUGAUAUAAAAGAAUCAUGGGAAUUUUGGAAUGCAUAUGGGAGAAGAACUGGCUUUGGUGUUCGAAAGCAGAAGUUUAACAAAACUAAAAAUGAUAAGUCAAUAUAUUCUUCUUAUCUAUAUGUUUGUAAUAAAGAAGGGGUCAGAAAACCAAAUAAACGAGAUGUGCGAACUAGGAAGCCCAGAGAUGAGACAAGAACAGGAUGCGAAGCUAGAAUGAAAGUUAAGCUGGUAGAUGGAAAAUACAAAAUUAUUGAAGUUGUUCUAUAUCAUAAUCAUCCUCUUCAGCCCCCCAAAGCUGUUCAUCUAUUUGCAUCACAUCGAAGGAUAACACCGGCUCAACAACAUGAAUUAGAAACUGCUGAAAAAGCUGGGAUUAAUCAAAAAUUGGCAUUCAAUUUACAAAGCCAGUAUGCAGGAGGUCAAGAUAAUUUGGGAUAUACAAGAGAUGAUGUUAAAAAUUAUCUUAACUCAAGAAGGCAACGAGCUAUGAAAUAUGGUGAUGCUGGAUGUAUAUUUCGUUAUUUUGAGCAACAAUUGACAGAAAAUCCAUCCUUUUUCCAUGCUUACCAAAUGGACUCAGAGGAGCGAGUCACAAAUGUGUUUUGGGCUGAUGCACGCAUGUUGAUUGACUAUGCUUGCUUUGGAGAAGUAAUUUCACUUGAUACAACUUAUUGCACGAAUAGUAAUCACAGACCUCUUGCAAUUUUCUUUGGCUUUAACCACUACAAAGCAGGGGUGAUUUUUGGAGUGGCAUUGUUAUAUGAUGAGACCAUCGAGACAUUUAAAUGGCUCUUCGAGACUUUUCUAUGUGCACAUAAGAAUUUAAAGCCUUUAAUAGUUUUCACUGACCAAGAUGCUGCCAUGGCAUAA
Messenger RNA from Neltuma alba, 912 nucleotides. RefSeq names its product protein FAR1-RELATED SEQUENCE 5-like. Lineage: Eukaryota; Viridiplantae; Streptophyta; Magnoliopsida; Fabales; Fabaceae. The record is from RefSeq and is a predicted model, not a curated record. The transcript has a single exon. The coding region runs from base 1 to 912 and encodes 303 amino acids.